AAAUUACAGUUGAUAUUUGACUGUAAAUUCAGAUUCAAUUGACUGCAAAGGUAUUCAACGAAGAAACAACUUUAGAUUCUGACUUGUGAAGGCGCGAGUCAGGUGGGGAACGGUUGACUUGGUCUCUCUAUAUUUUAUUACGCUUCUAAAGAGGGUGGAAGGACUCUUUUCCGGCUUAUCCAAAAAAAAAAAAAAAAGGUGGAAGGACAAGACGGCAAUACCGAGGAAGGUGAUGCACUAGAUAACAGAUUAAUGGGUCGUAGCCGUCUGACAAUGACCUUGAGAGGGCCAUCUCCUUAUUCUAUUCCAAACGCCAAGCUUCAACUCUUCCCCUCACGUUGUUUAAAGAAGAAGAAGAAGAAGAAGACGACGAUCGUCUUUGCCAUUUGAUUUCGUUUCUGUAAAUUUUCGUCUCUUACCAAGCCACUGUGUAGGUCAAAGCUGAGGAGUAUAAUUAUCUCAUUUUAGCUUUGCAGGUUGAGCUCAUAUUCUCUAUCAAUUUCUUUGUUAUCUGCUUGCUCAAUCUUUUCUCCGGUUUUAGUACGACUCUGAUUCUUUUUGCUUAUUUAUAACUACGCUUCUAUCGUCGUUUGAUAUUGGUUUUCCCAGUGUGUCAUCUUUGCAUUAGCUUUGUAGGCUCAAUUCGUACUCUCACUCAAUUUCUUUGUUAUGUAGUUGAUUAAUCGUUUCUACGUUAUCAGUAUGACUACCCUUCUGUUUUUAUUUGCUCCAGUGUGUUAAUUUCUGAUGACCCUUCUCAUAUUAUGUAUUGUAGUUUAUCUUCUUCUGUAGCUGAUUAGGAGAUUACUUUCAACCCACAGAUACAGUUUUCACGGCCAGAUGGGAAACACCGAGCAACUGAACUUUUCUGAAUUCUUGUCCGAGCUAAUAGGUUUGGCUGAUGAGGUUGCUUCGACUGCUCAGAACUGUGAAAUUGAAAAGAAUGCUUUUGCCGAGUUCGCCAUAUUAGUGGAGGAAUUUGGAUCGCUCUUCAGUAAUUUGAGAGACAAAAGCAUGGUCAUGGACAAGCCACCUAUUAGGAAAUCGUUGGAAUCUCUUAAGAAUGAGCUUAAGCGUGCUAAGGCUUUGACAAAAAGCCUCAGUCAGAAACAUCUUAUUAAACAGAUUGAGGACAUAACUCAUGAUCUCGGUCGAUCAUUGGGACUGCUGCUUGUGUCCAGCCUUGAAGUGUCCACUGAUUCUAGAGAAAAGAUUAUUGCAUUGCAGAGAAAGUUGAUGGGUGCCCGAUUUGGUGGAAAUACAAGUUCAACUUCAAGUCCAAGAUCGGAGUUUGUCAGUGAUGUGAAGCUUGAAGAGGAAAUAGAAGAAGAAAUAAAUUACUUCACUAUUGAUGAUGUUAUACUGCAACUUAAACAUGGUAAUGAUGAAGAAUUCAAAGUUGCACUUUUGAGACUAAAGGAGUUCAUCAGAGAUGAAAAAGCAGAUUAUGAUUUAAUUAACGAGGAAGUACUUGUUGCCAUUCUAAUGAAUCGACUAGGUUCAAGCAAGGCUGACAAUAGGCUGACCAUCCUUCAAUUACUGAGAAGCAUUGCUUUUGGCAAUGAUGAAAAGAAGGAGAAGAUGGCAGACAUUGAGUUUUUAUCAACUUUGGUGAAGUCUCUAUCAAGGGAAGCAGAAGAAAGGAGAGAGGCAGUGGGGCUUCUACUAGACCUCUCUAGCCUUCCUUCAGUUAAGCGGCGAAUAGGAAGAAUUCAAGGGUGUAUUGUUAUGCUGGUCUCUAUUCUUAAUGGAGAUGAUCCUGUUGCUUCACAUGAUUCAGCAAAGUUGUUGAAUGCGUUGUCUGGUAAUUCUCAAAAUGCUCUUCAUAUGGCAGAGGCCGGUUAUUUUAAGCCACUAGUGCAAUGUUUGAAGGAAGGGUCUGACAUGACCAAGAUCCUCAUGGCAACAGCACUGUCGAGAUUGGAGCUCACUGAUCACAGCAAAUUCACACUUGGAGAAGAUGGGGUGAUUGAGCCUUUAGUCAAGAUGUUUACUUCUGGGAAGCUUGAGUCCAAGUUAUCAUCUCUAAAUGCACUGCAAAAUUUGUCGAGCUUGGCAGAAAAUGCACAACGUUUGAUCAGAUCAGGAAUUGUCGCGCCUCUGCUUCAACUUCUUUUCUCUGUAACGUCUGUACUCAUGACUCUCCGGGAGCCUGUAUCAGCUAUUCUUGCAAGAGUUGCACAGUCAGAGCCCUUGCUUAUUAAUCCAGAAGCGGUUCAGCAGAUGCUCUCACUAUUGAAUCUUUCCAGCCCAAUAAUUCAGUGUCAUCUUUUAGAGGCACUAGAUAGCAUUGCUGCUCAUCCGGGUGCCUCAAAAGUGAGGAAAAAAAUGAAGGAAAAAGGUGCACUUCAGCUUCUUUUACCUUUCCUGAUGGAAACCAACACUAAAAUCCAAAGCAAGGCCUUGCAAUUGCUGUACACUCUUUCCAAAGAUCUAACGGAAGAGUUGACAGAACAUCUUGAUGAUACGCAUCUUUUUAAAAUUGUUAAUAUUAUCUCAUCAUCAACGUCUGACAGUGAAAAAGCUGUUGCUGUUGGUUUACUGAGUAAUCUUCCCGUUAGUAAUAAGAAAGUGACAGAUGUACUGAAGAGGGCAAAUUUGCUCCCUAUUUUAACAUCCAUUAUGUCUUCAAGCGCAGGAAGUAAUUCACCCACAACAUGUUGCCUGAUGCAGAAUGUUGUGGGUGUUAUAAUCCGGUUUACAAAUCCUUCUGAUAAGAAACUACAACUUCUCUCAGCAGAACACGGGGUAAUUCCUUUGCUCAUAAAACUGCUCUCAACUGGCUCACCAAUCACAAAAUCCAGGGCUGCAACGUCACUUGCUCAAUUAUCUCAGAAUUCUGUGUCUCUUAGGAGGGCUAGAAAAUCAAGAUGGUUUUGUGUUCCUCCUUCAGCAGAUGUCCAUUGUGAAGUUCAUGACAGUAACUGCUUUGUGAAGAGCACAUUUUGUUUAGUCAAAGCCGGUGCUGUUCCUCCGCUUAUCCAAAUAUUAGAAGAUAAGGAGAAGGAAGCUGUUGAAGCUGCUUUAAUUGCCCUCUCAACUCUAUUACAAGAUGAAAUAUGGGAAGGUGGUGUCAACUGCAUAGCUAAAUCCUCAGGUGUUCAGGCUAUCAUAAAGAUUUUAGAAGUGGGGGAUGUAAAGGCCCAAGAGAAAGCACUUUGGAUGUUGGAGAGAAUAUUCAGGGUUGAAGAACAUAGAGUUACGUUUGGAGAAUCUGCUCAGGUUGUUCUUAUUGAUCUUGCGCAGAAGAGUGAUUCCAGAUUGAAGUCAGCAGUCGCAAAAUUAUUAGCUGAGCUCGAGCUCUUGCAAAAUCAAUCAAAUUACUUCUGAUACAGUUCAUUCAUUCUCUUUCAGCAAAUUUUAUGGCCAUGAUUUUGUUCAGCAAUGCUUUUAACACUUCUAUUUCAGCAGAAACUGUGUACAGCAGCUACUGAUGGGGCUGCAUCUAUGUAAAGCUGCCUACCCCAGAG
This is a messenger RNA of Neltuma alba, 3470 nucleotides long. RefSeq names its product U-box domain-containing protein 44. Gene Ontology annotation, molecular function: protein binding. The transcript is spliced from 3 exons. Bases 841 to 3330 code for a protein of 829 amino acids. The record is from RefSeq and is a predicted model, not a curated record. Lineage: Eukaryota; Viridiplantae; Streptophyta; Magnoliopsida; Fabales; Fabaceae. Gene Ontology annotation, biological process: cell surface receptor signaling pathway.